UCAUCAUCAUCAUUAUCAAUGGUGAUCACAAAACGUAAACAAUCAUCAUCAUCAUGGUCAUCGACAUUGAUCGAUUUAAUUAUUUGGACAAUCGUAAUCAUCAUUUUAUUAUUAAUAACAGAAAUCAACAGUAUACAGAUAAAUCGUUUUCAAGUGCCCGAAGCGGUUGAACGUGGCCGUUCGGCCACAUUACAUUGUGACUAUUCAUUAGAUGCUCAUGAAGAAUUAUAUGCAAUCAAAUUCUAUAAGAACAAUAUUGAAUUUUUUCGUUUUGUACCAAAAGAAAAUACACCUAAACAAUCAUAUAAAUUGAUUGGCAUCUAUGUUAAUUUAAAAGCAUCGAAUUCAACACAUGUCGUAUUGAGCCAGACAAAUUUGAAUUCAGAUGGCCUAUACAUUUGUGAAAUCAGCACCGAAGGACCCAUAUUCUCUACAGUACGUAGUGAACAAUUGAUGAAAAUCUAUGUAUUACCAGAAAAAAAUAUUCAAAUACUUGGCAUUAUGGAUCAAUAUAAUUAUGGUGAAAAUAUUAGCCUUGUAUGUAAGGCUGGAAAAUCAUGGCCACCUGUUCGACUUGAAUGGCUGAUCAACAAUACACCGAUUGAUAGUAGUUAUGUUAUCAAUAUGACAAACGAACGUUCAACAUCAACAUUGGUUACAACUCGUAUUGGAUUGAAUAUUGUGGCAAAACCACAAUAUUUUAAUAACGGUAUUCUAGAGAUUAAAUGUGUUGCAACAUUAACAGUCGUAUAUGAAUAUGAAGCAAUCGAACAUUUGGUAACCGGUUCUUCGAAGAACAAAAACAAAAAAGAAUGGUCAUUAUUACCAAAUCUUCGUACACCGAUCAUUACUGGAAUGAAGAAAAAUUUUCGUCUUGAUGAAAUUCUUAAUAUUAAUUGUACGACAACGAUGAGAAAUGCCGUACUUAAAUGGUUUAUUAAUAUGAAUCAAGCAAAUGAAAGUGAUUUAAUACGUUAUGGUCGCCGUUAUGAUUCAUUAACAAUUCUUGGCCUAUGGUUACGGAUGGAUAAACGUCUUUUACAGAUGCCAGAAUUACAGCUUCGUUGUAUAUCAUAUUUUUAUAAACAGAUUAGUCAACUAAAUUCUACAUUAAAAAUUCGCACAUUUAAUAAUCGUAAUGCUGGUGCUAUAGGCAGUGAUGGUGGUAUGUGGGGAAUCGAUUCAUCUACAUCAUCAUCAUCAUUAUCAUCAAAUAUCAUGCUACAAGCUGAUAGAUGUUGGACACCACUAUUGGCCAUCAUUAUUAUUGUCCAAUUGUAUAUUUGCUUUAUUAUCCAUUUUUAGUUAUUUUUUUUGUACGUUUUUUUUCUCUUUAAUGUUAUUAUAAUAAUAAUUAUUAUA
Molecule: messenger RNA, 1362 nt
Organism: Dermatophagoides farinae (American house dust mite)
Lineage: Eukaryota; Metazoa; Arthropoda; Arachnida; Sarcoptiformes; Pyroglyphidae
Source: RefSeq, a predicted model, not a curated record